AGGAGAGAUAAAAGAACAACCACUUUCUGUCUUUCCUGCACUUUCUCCUAAACCCAACUCCUCCGUGCCAACGCUUAUCUGAGAUUUCUGGGUACCUCAGAAGUCUUGGAUUUAAGCUUGUUCUGUAGCAAAAAGAGUAUAAACAAUGCCCAAUUGGGAGCUGAAGAGUUGUUGCAAGCAUGACCAGGUCGUAUUCUUAGCGACUAUUGGAGUCUUCACCGUUGUGAUCCUCGCGCUGUGGAGGACAAUAAUACUCACACCUUUUAAGCUCAUCACGGUGUUCUUGCAUGAAGCAAGCCAUGCAAUUGCUUGCAUACUCACAUGUGGCAAGGUGGAAGGUAUCCAGGUUCACGCAAAUGAGGGUGGGGUCACACAAACACGUGGCGGUAUAUAUUGUUUGAUCUUACCUGCAGGAUAUCUAGGCUCAUCAUUUUGGGGAAUGGCUUUGAUACUCGCGUCCACGAAUCUCCUAACUGCUCGAAUUGCUGCUGGUUGUUUGGGUGUUGCUCUGCUUGUUGUUCUUUUUGUGGCAAAAAAUUGGACACUUCGAGGACUUUGUAUUGGAUUCAUUGUAUUCCUUGCUAUAAUUUGGGUUCUGCAAGAAACAACAAAAGUCCGUAUUCUUCGCUACGUUAUUCUCUUUAUUGGUGUGAUGAACAGUUUGUUUUCAGUUUACGAUAUUUAUGAUGAUUUAAUAUCUAGAAGAGUCAACUCCAGUGAUGCUGAAAAGUUUGCAGAAGUUUGCCCCUGCCCCUGUAAUGGGGUUGGAUGGGGUGUGAUAUGGGGACUGAUAUCAUUUAUCUUUCUUUCUGCGUCGGUGUACCUAGGGCUCGUCAUUUUAUCCUGAGGUUCAAACGAUUUUUUAGCCUAGUCAUCUCGUUGCGACAGGAAGCUUCAGCUAUCACUUAUUCUUUUCAGUCUCUCCAUUGAUGAAUAGUUAGUUUCACAGAAUACUGCAUUCUUUCAACCCUUUUGAUUCUGGGUUACACCUCGUGAUAGUUAUUGUAUAGGAAAGUUUGUACUGGUGUAUCAUAACAAAGGCUUAAAGGUGAUUUAAAGAAAUUGAUGUGAAUUUCCACGAGUGUAAACCCGAACCUCGAACUGAUUUAUGGGGACUGCAGAGCAAUCCUAGCUUUCUUUUUGUCCA
Prunus mume (Japanese apricot) is the source of this 1147-nucleotide messenger RNA. Its product is annotated as peptidase M50B-like protein. The record is from RefSeq and is a predicted model, not a curated record. NCBI's taxonomy places the organism in Eukaryota, Viridiplantae, Streptophyta, Magnoliopsida, Rosales, Rosaceae.